AUGGCGGAGGCGGCUUUGGACGCUGUGCGGAGGGAGUUACGAGAAUUCCCGGCUGCGGCAAGGGAGCUCAGCGUGCCUCUUGCUGUUCCCCACCUGGACGAGCCCCCCAGCCCCCUCCACUUCUACCGGGACUGGGUCUGCCCCAACAGGCCCUGCAUCAUCCGAAAUGCCCUGCAGCACUGGCCAGCCCUCCGGAAGUGGUCCCUCCCCUACCUCAGAGCCACCGUGGGCUCCACAGAGGUGAGUGUGGCAGUGACCCCAGAUGGCUACGCGGAUGCCGUGCGAGGGGACCGCUUUGUGAUGCCUGCUGAGCGCCGUCUGCCCCUGAGCCAUGUGCUGGACGUCCUGGAGGGCCGAGCCCAACACCCUGGGGUUCUCUACGUGCAGAAGCAGUGCUCCAACCUGCCCACCGAGCUGCCCCAGCUGCUGCCUGAUGUGGAACCCCACGUGCCCUGGGCCUCUGAGGCGCUGGUGCAUAAGGACCAUUAUGAGAACCUCUACUGUGUGGUCUCAGGAGAGAAGCACUUCCUGCUGCAUCCACCCAGUGACCGGCCCUUCAUCCCCUAUGGACCCCUGGCCCCCGUGCCCCUGCACUCGGAACACGAGGGAGUGAACUGUACACACAGGCAACCUAUCAGCUAA
Molecule: messenger RNA, 642 nt
Organism: Bubalus bubalis (water buffalo)
Lineage: Eukaryota; Metazoa; Chordata; Mammalia; Artiodactyla; Bovidae
Gene: JMJD7
Product: jumonji domain containing 7
Exons: 6
Coding region: 1-642 (213 amino acids)
Molecular function (GO): 2-oxoglutarate-dependent dioxygenase activity
Source: RefSeq, a predicted model, not a curated record